Ectocarpus siliculosus is the source of this 4528-nucleotide messenger RNA. Lineage: Eukaryota; Phaeophyceae; Ectocarpales; Ectocarpaceae. The record is from the annotation of a GenBank genome assembly.
AUGCAGGUUGAUCAGCGAGAGGCGCUAGAGGACCCCCGCCCUUUGGUGGGGAUCAUGGCCCAUGCCUACGCCAACCCCCUCAUCAACAAGAGGGCUCCCGGCGCAGGCAGCGGCACCGCCGCGGGGAACACCAACACCGACGCCGCCGGGGGAGGAGGCGACGCGGAAGAACUAGACGCGUCGACAGCGGCGGCGGCGGCGGCGGCCAACGAGCUCGUGAUCGACGCCCUCCUUGCGGCGGAGGCGGAGACCAUCGGCCCCGAGGUACGGUUCCUCGGCCUGCCUCGAGGCACUGCUGCCGCUUUCCCGGCGAAGAAGCCGAGCGGCGGCGCCUGGCGCGGGGUCGACGGGCUCAGGGUGGUGGACAGCGCCCUCCCGAAGGGGCUGGUGAAGCGGGGCUGGUUGCACAAGCACACGCGAGAGCUCCCGGGCUCGCUGGUGUACCUUGCCUCGGUGGACGUCUCGGCGGGAGCGGAGGAUUGGGCGGCCACCGAGGAUGAGAUCGUCGGAGAUCUGAGGAGCGUCGUGGCUAACAUGGCGGCGCGGGAUGUCAAGGUAUUGUUGGUACUCGUACGGGCCGGCGCGGAGGCCGGGCAGGGCGGGGGCAGGGAGGAGCGGGACGUGGCCGACGAGCGCGCGCUGGGCCUCCGCAGGCGGGCGGAGAUCGACGCCAGGAUGGUGCUCAUGAUCGGCGAGCCCGACCUGGCUUCCCACAGCAAUCCCCCCUCGGUGCGGCGCAUCGCGAAGGCGGCCAAGGACUUGGCCGUCGCCCACUACGCCUCGCACAUCUCGCGCCUUCGAAGAUGGGAAAAGGUGCUGGUGCCUACGCAGCGACUAUACCGCCCGCUCCUGACGAGGCUGUACUUUAAGCUCGGAGUUCUUCACGAGAUGCAGGGCCUCGUGGAUAGGAGCUUGCUGUGCUACCAAGAGGUGUCGGCUCUUCUGAGCGACAUGGUGCCGCGGGACGGGGGACGGUUUCAGGGUGGAAGGGGCGACGCAGAUAGAGGAACGCUGGGGGGGGCAUUCCUUCGUGGGGGAGCGGACCCGAUGGAGCAGAUCCGAGGCGUGGCGGAAGUGGUCCACCUCCGGCUGGUGCGGAACCACCUGCACCGCAACAUGAGCGUCGAGGGGGCCAUCCGACAGCUCCGGCGGCACGUGUCCGCAUUCGGCAGACCCGGUGAUGCUGCGGCCGCCGCCACCGCUUCUUCCCGUGCCGGAAAAGGAGAAGGAGGGGGGGGGGGGGAGGGUUCAGGAUGGAGGGUGGUGCCUUACCGUCACCACGCGUGGCUGUCGCGGCAGUACCUUGUGUUUGGAGAGAUGCUGGGUGCUCACAUGAGCCAGAUCGCGCAGUCGACCGCGCGCGGGGGUGGGUGGGCGGGAGGCGGCGCGCUCGGAUACACGUCCCCGGGGCACUACUACCUCGGCGCCGCCCUGCAGGCCGUUCGGCGAAGGAAGACAGCCGACAGGCUUCUGAGAGGGAUCGACAAAGAUAAUCUCCUGGCUUCUCUGGAGGGCCUUGAAGUGCGGGAGCCCUUGUACCUCGGGGAGAGCGUGCGGCUCGUCGACCCUACGAACGCCGAGCGAAACCUUCGACAGGAGUGCCGAGGGUUCCUGGACCUGGAGGAGACCAAGACCGACAGGGUGGGGAUGGCUCGUUCCCUGCUGGUGAAGGCUUUGGAGCACUGCCCGUCGGGAGAGGAAGGCUUCCGACGGCGGCGGGUGCUUAUCCUAGGGCACCUCGGGGAGGAGAGCUUCGUCGCGGGAAGAUACGACGACGCAUUGGAACGCCUGCCACCUGUGUGGAAAACCUACCUGGCCGAUGGCUGGCUUAAGCUGGCGACGGUCGCUCUCCGUAGGGUGUACGUUUGCGCUUGGCGGUCUGGAAAGGCAAGAACCGUGGCGGACGUGGCGCUGCGGCUCUCCAGCAACGCGCUACGACCCUGGGUGCCCCUCGAGGAGUCGAAACGCCUCCUGGCCGAAGCGCUCCCGCUCGUUGGGGCGUUGGAGGCUCCGUCGGAGGCGGUGCAAUCAGACCGGGGAUUCGUCGCAAGCGUCCCCCCCGAGGGGCCGGCGUCUGAGAGGCUCGAGGUUACCGUAGACGACUCGCUGCUCCUGCUGAGACUGUCGGGAAGGUUUUCCGCUGCGGAGGCGUCGGCGGGUGACGGGCUGGCUCUCAGGGUGGCUCUGAUGUCCCUCUUGCCGCUGGACACGCGUCUGGAGGCUAUUGAGCUCGCCUUCAACCACUCCGCGCUCAACUGCACCAUCCGAGACACACAAAGCACCGGCCCCGCUGGAGCAACACCGGCAGCAGGAAACAGCGACCCGCCGUCGUCUUCCUCCUGCCCAGACCAGCAGCAGCCCUCGGCGGACUUGACGCUGCGGGCGGGGGGCCUUCUGACGGCCAACGUCGGGCUCUGCUUACCCUGGUCGGGCUUGCCGUCCAGCGAGCCGCUGAGGCUGGUCGAGGCCCGGGUGCCGCUCACGAAUCGCGGUGGUGGUGAUGUGGCCGCCGCCCCCGCCGCCGCUGCCUCGGGGGUGACUCUGUUGGUACCUUCCGGACCGGGUUCCGACAUCGCGCGCGAGGGGGGCGAAGGCGGGGCCUGGGCGAGGGCGCCUGGGUUCGAGGCGGUGCGGCUGGUGCCUCCAAGAGCGAGAGCGCACGUGCGCAUCGCCGAGCCUUCCUCGGUCCUCCUCGACCUUACCACACGCCUCCUCGUUACCGUGUCCAAGGCGCCCGUGGCCACUCCUGCUGCUGGUGCUACCGCAAAAUCGUCCGAACGAAGAGGCGGCGGCAGUGGGGGCUGCGGAAAGCCCCCCCACCCUUUCCGGGACGGGUUUCUCCAUCUCGAAUGCGAACCGGCACCGGUCCCGCCGCCGAUAGUCUCGCCGCAUUCUGCAACAACAGCCGCCGUUGGUGGGGGUGGUAGUAGUCGCGAGCAGCAACAGUCUUCGGCGGCUCCGCCACCGGCAAGACCGCGGCCGGAACGCGCUUUUUUUUGGGCGCCGGCGACGACGUCGGCGCGGACAGGGGGCGAGGAUCCGUCGGUUGCGGUCUCCGAUGGCAAGGGCGGCUUCUUGCCUGUCGUUGUGGGCAGCGACGGGCAGCCUUUGGAGGGGAUCCCGCUCCCGCUGUCUUCCCUCGACCCUUCUCGGAAGGAGGAGGAGGAGGAGGAAGCUCGAGAGGUGACGGUUCCCGUGUGGGUUCGGUCGGAGACGGCGGGAAAGGUAGCGGUUCGGGCCCGCGUGGUCUACGGCUUGGGGGGCAAGUCGCCGGGGGCGGCGGGGGCAGCAGCAGCCGGCGGCGGUGGCGGCGGCGGCGAGGCGGAAGAAGCCGUCGCCGUGACGGAGUGGGCUCGCGCGGAGGUGCUGUGCGUUCGGCCGCUGGCGAUGGCUGUCGACGUGGUCUCGGUGCCGGCGGACGAGGGCCGAGGGAGUCGUGGCGGCGGUGGAAACGGGGCCGCUGCUGCUGCUGCUGCACCGUGGGCGUGCGAGCGGUCCGGUCACACGGUUGCAGUCAAGGUGUCCUUGACAAAUCUCCAGGAGAAGCGGCUCGUCGUCUCCCGCAUGGAGGUCGUGCCCCCUUCGGCCUCUUCUUCUUCCUCAUCCACCACCGCAGCCGCGGUAAACCCCGCUUCCGCGGCCACCAGUGCCACCGCCGCCGCCGCGGCUCCCGCCGCUUCUAGCGAUAGCGGCGCCGAGGGCACAGUGACGUGGGCGACGCUCCCGAACGGACCGGUCCUGCACGACGACGAUUCCGCGACGGCGGCGAGCGGGGGCAGCGAUGGUGGUGUGGUGGCUCUUCCGGGUACCGGCGACACCUACACCUGCUGCUUCGCGGCCAAGGGGGAGGCGGAGCGCCCGGCCCCUCUCGGAAAGCUCAGGGUCACGUGGAGACCGGACGAGACGGGGGAAGGGGAUGGCCCGACAACGUCCCCGACCACCGGGGGAGGGGAGGCGGCGGUAGGAGGGGUAACGGAGUUCCCCCUUCCUGUGCUGACCGCUCGGCCGCCGGCGCUGUCGGCGAGGUUGAAGGCUCCGCCCCACGCGCGAGUUGGGGUAGAGUUUUCGAUGAGCUGGGAGAUUUCGAAUCUCACGGCGGUUUACUCUUCCAUGCAACUCACCACGGAAGACGGCGGCGAUUUUAUCUGGAGCGGAAAGCGCUUGUGCAUGCUGCAGGUGGCACCGAUGGAAACGGUGUCCGUGGUGUACCGCUUGGUGCCCAUCGUGCCGGGGCACGUGCUGCUGCCCAAAGUUGCCGUCGUGCCCGAGCGGGAACAGAUCAACAUUAUCCCGGACCUAGCAGAGGGACGGCCCCACAUUUUUGUUCGGCCGUAGAGGCCGUCUUGUGAAAGAGACCGUUGGCCGGAGGUGGUACUCCCGUCUGCGUUGUGGGGGGAGGGCAUGGUGGUGGCAAAGGAACCGUUGUAUAUUGGAUGUGUGUUUGCGCAUUUGUUGAAAGGGUUUCUUUACAAUGUCGGAAAGGCGUCCCCCCUGCCAGUUGACGUUGCUAUUGAGCAAGCAGCGUAUC